CACCAUAAUGUUAACUACUUUGGUUUUACUUCUCUAAGAAACAGGUGAAGAGCUAAACAAUGAAGUUUAACUUAGCUUUCUUACUUUUGAUAAUUUGCAUAACAACUACGUUAGCUAUUGAACACCAUCAUAAAAAGCACAAGCAUGGUUUAAAACACCACCAUGGUGCAAAACAUCACCAUGCAAGACAUCACAUCGCCAAACGCACUAGUUGUCUUUCAUUAAAACUGAAUUUGGAUUUGAUAGCACAAAGUGUGAAUGAAGUCGAUCAAGCUAUGUGUGGGUCUGCAUUACUCACAACAUUCAAAGCUACUACUUGGGCUCAAACGAAACUGCAAAUUACAAGAGUAUGCGCUAUCGAUUUUAAAUUCGACUUUUCAUUAUCAAUCUCCCUAGGGUUGAUAAAAACUUCUUAUGUAUCACUUCAGCUAGCAAUUGAAAGCUUCGAAAACAUCAAGAGUGGUUUACCCUUAUUUUCUCUUCCAAGCUGUUGGUCUGAAACUGUUCUGAAAUUGAAAAAUUGCUUGUCGCUUAUCAUGGAAUUUGAAGUCUCUUUAAAGAAAUGCGACAAUAAUGAAGAUGGAACCACUAUAGAAGGAUCUAGCAAUAGUGAAUCAGGUAGUCAAUCAACUACACCAGGUACAUCGUCGAGUACCGAUUCCCAGUCCUCAGGAAGCGUAAGCGAAAUAACCGACACAUCCGAUAAAGAUAAGGCAACAGUAGUACCAACAGAUGAUACAACGACGAAAGAGACCGAAACAUCAUCAGAUACAUCAGGCUCGUCUUCCGACGACAGUACAGAUACCGAAAAGACAGAACACAGCCAGGAAACAGCAGACAACACUAAUGAAACUGAAACAUCAUCAUUUACACCAGGCACGUCUUCCGAUAGCAGUUCAGAUACCGAAAAGACAGAACCCAGCCAGGAAACAGUAGGCAGCAAUAAUGAAACCGAAACAUCAUCAGUUACACCAGGCACGUCUUCCGACAGCAGUACAGAUAGCGAAGUACCGGUAACGGAUGACAAGAGUGAUACUGAAGAGACAGAAAGCAACCAGGAAAUAACAGAUAGCAAUGAUAAAACCGAAACAUCGUCAGUUACACCAAACACGUCUUCCGGCAGCAAUCCAGAUACCGAAGCAACGGCAACGGACGACAAGAGUGAUACGACAACCGAAAAUAAUUGCAAGGGAAAUGGUAAAGGAUUGGGGGCUUGUCAAGAUACCCAUCCAACAAAAGGCAAAAAUCAACGUCGCGCUCCAAGACGUCACCUUAGACACCACAAGCUUUAUAAGGCCCACAAACACAAUUCUCACUAUUAAAUGAAAUAUCUUGCAUACAUAGACAAUCACUGGUAAAUGGGUUUGUAAUUUGUCGAAAUAAAUUAGUAAGAAGCAGUAUA
Onthophagus taurus is the source of this 1402-nucleotide messenger RNA. RefSeq lists its product as uncharacterized. Lineage: Eukaryota; Metazoa; Arthropoda; Insecta; Coleoptera; Scarabaeidae. The record is from RefSeq and is a predicted model, not a curated record.